This is a messenger RNA of Striga asiatica, 357 nucleotides long. The record is from the annotation of a GenBank genome assembly. Lineage: Eukaryota; Viridiplantae; Streptophyta; Magnoliopsida; Lamiales; Orobanchaceae.
AUGGACAUAUCGUUCCUCGUCCGUGUUGACCACAUGAAAACCCCAAUCACGGUUUUGCCACCUUCCGCAGAUGCAUAUAUUCGGCCGAGGAAAGAGGUGAUGCUGCGUUUGUUCAAUCACAAAAAUGACAAAUGGAUAAUCGUUGCUGGUCUUAGUCUGGGCAACAUCAUAUUUGACAGUGGUUGGCGUCGGUUCCUUCACGCCAACGGAAUAGAAGAGGGGGACACCAUCGUCUUUAAACAUGUUGCUAUGGAUCUGUUUGAAGUUAUAUUUUUUUAUAAGAAAGGAAGCAUAAAAUCUACUCCUGCCAAGGCAGAUCUGCCGCCGUAUCACGGUCCAAUCGAUUUUAUGACUUAG